GGUAAGUACGAAACGCAAGAAAGGGCUUGAGGUCGAGCAGCAAGCACCAGGAUGGUGCAUUAUCACUGCGGCCUGGGCCCGGACCGGGAAUCUCACUGGCAGAUCUCAGAUCAUACUCGAACGAAAUUGCCGCAACGUUUUUAUCCAGUACAUCUUCACCAACAAUGCCUUCCUACAUCACUGGCGACGAGCUUGGUUCAAUCAAGUCCGUCAAGUAUUCUCGAGUAGAGAAUGAGUGGAAGUCAACCAUUUCUGUGCUUUACAAUGAUCCAACCUCAGGAAAAGCCAAAGCUAUCCAGAAAUUAACGGCCUUCAAGCAAGACGACUCUGCCACCUUGGAAGCUUGCUGCUGCCAGAGCUGAUGGAUCGACAUCCGUCUUCACCCUUGCCGAGGAUGGUCCUAUCAUGGUAUCGGAAUGGAACGAACCCAGAUUGAAAGAGGGACAGAGAUUUGUUGGACUCGCUUCUUCGUCGAGUGGAAUUUAUACCUGCACUUCCAAUGGUGCACUUCGGUUGACUAAAGCCGGAGACGAUGUGACUACAGAGACCGGUGUACUUCCCAUGAGGCUAGCAGAGUGGAGACUAUCACCCGACCAAAAUACGUUUGCCUACACUGGUGACGAGGUCGAAUUAUCCGUUUGGGAUACCGAAAACGCGUUUACCGCUCAACCACAAGAAAGUUCUUCCAACGAGUCCCCAAAAAAGCGCAAAAGAAGCGAACAGCUGCUUCCAGGUGAAUCAUGGCGGGCGAGGAAUUUGCCUAAUGACUCCCUAAACUUGCGCCAACCGGUGCGCAACAACUGCCUCGCGUACCUGCAGCCAUCUAGUCAACCUCAGUUGCUCGUUGGCACUCAGUUUGGAGACGUGAGACGAUACGACACUCGUACCGCUCGUCGGCCUGUCGCCAAUUGGAAAGGAAUAGCGAAAGUGGGCGGUAUAGGUGUAGUUGAAAAGGGAUUAACAGAGAACGAAGUGUUUGUUGCCGACCAUGGUUGUAAUCUCUUCGCACUUGACUUGCGGAAUGGACAGGUAGCAUACGGAUAUAAAGGUCUUGCAGGUGCCAUUACCUCAGUUGGACCGUCACCAAUGUUCCUUGCAUCCGUCUCCCAGGAUCGCUUCCUUCGCCUGCACAGUACAUUCCCUCCUCCGAACGAGGUAGGAAAGCAGCAAGAACAGAAAGGAGAGGUCCUCGACAAGAUCUACAUGAAAGUUGUGCCUACCGCCGUCAUCGUUGAUCCCAGGGACGAGGAGGGUGAUGUCUCCCAGAAAGACGAGUCUGAUGCUGAGGAUGAAGAGGACAAUGUCUGGGAUGAGAUGGAGACUGCAGACAGUGAUGUUGAAGAGACCAAAGGCAGCAAGAGCACCAAAAAGCGAAAGUCGAGUUAGCUAUUCGCGACAUUCGUGAUUGCAUGAUCAUUCAAUGGUAUGCUAUGGAUACAGUCAAUGGAUUAAAAAGCCCAUACAGAUAUCAGAAAUAAAACAAUCAGUAACACUCCGUCAUUACUGGUUUCCAAUUUCACUCUUCC
Somion occarium is the source of this 1526-nucleotide messenger RNA. The record is from the annotation of a GenBank genome assembly. Lineage: Eukaryota; Fungi; Basidiomycota; Agaricomycetes; Polyporales; Cerrenaceae.